Molecule: messenger RNA, 659 nt
Organism: Leucoraja erinaceus (little skate)
Lineage: Eukaryota; Metazoa; Chordata; Chondrichthyes; Rajiformes; Rajidae
Product: gamma-crystallin S-1-like
Exons: 3
Coding region: 1-585 (194 amino acids)
Biological process (GO): lens development in camera-type eye; visual perception
Molecular function (GO): structural constituent of eye lens
Source: RefSeq, a predicted model, not a curated record
AUGCGUCAGAAAUCAUUUUGCACGCACACAAUCCACAAUCAGACAUUUAUUUUUCUCUCCACACAGGUCAUUUUCUACGAGGACAGGAACUUCCAGGGUCGGCACUAUGAGUGCAGCACCGACUGUGCCGACCUGUCCCCUUACUUCAGCCGCUGUAACUCCAUCCGUGUGGAGAGUGACUGGUGGGUGGCGUACGAGAAACCAAACUACAUGGGGUACCAGUAUGUCCUGAACAGGGGGGAGUAUCCUGACUACCAGCGCUGGAUGGGAUUCAACGACAACAUCAGGUCCUGUCGCAGCUACCCACAUCAACGAGGUGGAAACUACAGGAUGAAGAUUUACGAGAGGCCUGAAUUUGGAGGACAGAUGAUGGAAUUCAUGGACGACUGUCCCUCCGUCUAUGAUCGCUUCCGUAACCGUGACAUUCACUCCUGCCACGUGAUGGAUGGUCACUGGAUCUUCUAUGAACAACCCAACUACAGAGGCCGACAGUACUUCAUGAGACCCGGGGAGUACAGGAAAUACAAUGACUGGGGCGGCUACAACUCCACCAUCGGGUCUUUCAGGCGCAUGAGGGACUUCUAAUCUGUUAUUGCAUGGCACAAAUUUAUCUUGUUAAAAUAUUUAUCGCCACAAUAAAACAUCUCUACUUCAACACU